Molecule: messenger RNA, 1644 nt
Organism: Puma concolor (puma)
Lineage: Eukaryota; Metazoa; Chordata; Mammalia; Carnivora; Felidae
Gene: SLC38A4
Product: solute carrier family 38 member 4
Biological process (GO): amino acid transmembrane transport
Cellular component (GO): plasma membrane
Molecular function (GO): L-amino acid transmembrane transporter activity
Source: RefSeq, a predicted model, not a curated record
AUGGAUCCCAUGGAACUGAGAAAUGUCAACAUCGAACCUGAUGAUGAGAGCAUCAGUGGAGAAAGUGUUCAAGAUGGCUACACUGGGAUGGGAAAUUCAGAAAAGGCAGCAAUGAGCAGUCAAUUUACUAACGAAGAUGCUGAAAGUCAGAAAUUCCUGACAAAUGGAUUUUUGGGGGAAAAGAAGCUGGCAGAUUACGAUGAUGAACAUCAUCCUGGAACCACCUCCUUUGGAAUGUCUUCAUUCAACCUGAGUAAUGCUAUCAUGGGAAGUGGGAUCUUGGGCCUUUCCUAUGCCAUGGCCAACACGGGGAUCAUACUUUUUAUAAUCAUGCUGCUUGCGGUAGCAAUAUUAUCCCUGUACUCAGUUCACCUUUUAUUAAAGACCGCCAAGGAAGGAGGGUCUUUAAUAUAUGAAAAACUAGGGGAAAAGGCAUUUGGAUGGCCUGGGAAAAUCGGAGCUUUUGUUUCCAUUACAAUGCAGAACAUUGGAGCAAUGUCAAGCUACCUCUUUAUCAUUAAAUAUGAGCUACCUGAAGUAAUCAGAGCAUUCAUGGGACUUGAAGAAAAUACUGGAGAAUGGUACCUCAAUGGCAACUACCUCGUCAUAUUUGUGUCUGUUGGAAUCAUUCUUCCACUUUCUCUUCUUAAAAAUUUAGGUUACCUUGGUUACACCAGUGGAUUUUCUCUUACCUGCAUGGUGUUUUUUGUCAGUGUGGUGAUUUACAAGAAAUUCCAAAUACCCUGCCCUCUGCCUGUUCUGGAUCACAAUGUUGGAAAUCUGACAUUCAACAAUACACUUCCAGUGCACAUGGUAAUAUUACCUAACAACUCUGAGAUUAAUGGCGUGAACUUCAUGAUGGAUUACACCCACCAAAAUCCUGCAGGGCUAGAUGAGAACCAGGCCAAGGGCUCUCUUCAUGGCAGUGGAGUAGAGUAUGAAGCACACAGUGAUGACAAGUGUCAACCCAAAUACUUUGUGUUCAACUCCCGGACGGCCUACGCAAUUCCCAUCCUAGCAUUUGCUUUUGUGUGCCACCCUGAGGUCCUUCCCAUAUACAGUGAACUUAAAGAUCGGUCCCGGAGGAAGAUGCAAACAGUGUCAAAUAUUUCCAUCACGGGAAUGCUCAUCAUGUACCUGCUUGCUGCCCUCUUUGGUUACCUAACCUUCUAUGGAGAAGUUGAAGACGAAUUACUUCAUGCUUAUAGCAAAGUAUAUACAUUUGACACCCCUCUCCUCAUGGUACGCCUGGCAGUCCUUGUGGCAGUGACACUAACUGUGCCCAUUGUCCUGUUCCCAAUUCGUACAUCAGUGACCACACUCUUAUUUCCCAAAAGACCCUUCAGUUGGAUAAGACAUUUCUUGAUUGCAGCCAUACUUCUUGCACUUAAUAAUGUUCUGGUCAUCCUUGUACCCACUAUAAAAUAUAUCUUUGGAUUCAUAGGGGCUUCUUCUGCCACUAUGCUGAUCUUCAUACUUCCAGCAGUGUUUUACCUUAAACUUGUCAAGAAAGAACCUCUUAGGUCACCACAAAAGGUUGGGGCUUUAAUUUUCCUUGUGGUUGGAAUCAUCUUCAUGAUUGGAAGCAUGGCACUCAUUAUAAUUGACUGGAUUUACAACCCUCCAAAUUCCAAGCAUCACUAA